This is a messenger RNA of Parasteatoda tepidariorum (common house spider), 3658 nucleotides long. Its product is annotated as protein-L-isoaspartate O-methyltransferase domain-containing protein 1. The record is from RefSeq and is a predicted model, not a curated record. Gene Ontology annotation, biological process: protein modification process. NCBI's taxonomy places the organism in Eukaryota, Metazoa, Arthropoda, Arachnida, Araneae, Theridiidae. Gene Ontology annotation, cellular component: cytoplasm. Gene Ontology annotation, molecular function: protein-L-isoaspartate (D-aspartate) O-methyltransferase activity.
UUAACCAAUGAGAAUUACGUACUGAAAUAUCAGUAUCGGUUGCCAAGAUCUUAUCAAGCAACAGCAUUUUGAAACUAAAGAUUACAAGUAAAUACAUGAAAGUUAAUUUAAAAUAUCAAAAUAUUCAUCAUCAUCAACAUUUCUUAUUAUUAUUCGUUAAUUCCAGCUCUGAUAUUAGAAUUAUGUAAUGGCUUAUAUGACUUAUAACAAAUUUCUGUAUUUCGUAUAUUCUAUUCACUACUAGAAAAGACCAUAUAUUAUCCAUCAUUUCACUAGCUACUGAGAAAAGUUAUUUAAUUUUUUGUUGGUUAGUGAAAACAAGGACUUGAUGGCGAGAUCUCUUUCACAGUUGUUUUAUGCUCUUGGAGGCUCUGUCAGUCCAGGUAAGAGCAAUGAUGAGCUGAUUGACCAUCUUAUUGAUGCAGAAUUUAUCAGGACACCGGCCAUACAGCGUGUAUUCCGUUCUGUGGAUCGAGGUAAUUAUUACCACCCUAGCCACCGACAAAAUGCUUACAAGGAUAUAGCCUGGAGAAUGGGAAAUUUGCAUUUAUCAGCCCCCUGUGUUUAUUCUGUGGUAAUGGAAACUUUGAAAUUGAAACCUGGCCUCUCAUUUUUAAAUCUUGGAAGUGGUAGUGGAUAUCUAAGCACAAUGGCUGGUUUACUCUUAGGUCAGUAUGGUAUAAAUCAUGGGAUUGAAUUUCAUGAAGAUAUUGUUGAGUAUGCAUAUGAAAGACUAGAUGAGUUUCUGAAGAACUCAAAAGUUGUGGAUGAACAUGAUUUUUGUGAACCAGUUUUUACUUGUGGCAACUGUUUAACUUUAGAUGCUAACGUUCAACAGUAUGAUAGAGUUUAUUGUGGUGCUGCAUGUCCUGAAGAAUAUGAAGCAUAUAUAAAAAAUCUAGUUAAAAUAAAUGGAAUAUUAAUUAUGCCAUUAAAUGAUAAGCUGUUAAAAAUUACAAGGGUGAAUGAAACAAAUUGGACUACUGUAAAGGUUUUAUCAGUAUCAUUUGCUCCUCUUAUUCUUCCUCCGUCUACAAAGAAAGGAGAAACUAUAGACCAUGCUAAACUUGGUGACAUAACCCCUCCAAAUCUUCAACAGAUAUGUCGAUUCAACAUCCGUUCUAUGCUCCGACAAAAUGUUGAAAUAGAGCAUCCAAAACUGAAACUUAAUCUAAUUAAAAAUGAAAGUAGACCCAGAAGGCAAGUGCGACGCAUCGUCAUUCCAUUUUUUGAUGAAAGUGACUUGAGCAAUAGCCAAAGUGAUUCGGAUUACGAUUACGACUCUGACAGCCCCGAAUACACCAUCAGUGCUCGACUCCCCACCCGCAUGUCAAUAUUCCUAGAAGAUUUUCUAAGGCGUCAUGCAGAACUUCAGUUACUCAGACAAAUGGAAGAGGAUCGACACUCCAGUAGCAGCGAUUCAGACGCAGGAGCCGUAGAAAAUUUUAAAGCGGCACCGAAUACCUCAGAUAGCCAGAGUCAGACUGAAUUAACCAUGGAAACGAAUAAAACAGAGCAGCAAUCCUCCGACACCGAACUCUUCUCGCUGGUAACUGUUUCGAAUAUUAAGCCACAGAAUUCUAGCGGCGAGUCUGACAGCAAUUUCAAUCAGCCACCUAGUCAAUCCACUCGAAGCAAGAGAAAAAAUACUUUAAAGCGAAAACAUGUCAGCUCUAAUACCAGGCAGCAUGGGGCAGGUGCCAGCACGACCGAUUCACCCGAACCUAAGCGAAGAGCUAAGCGUACUGCUUCUACUGUUGUUUGGAAAAGAGUGGCAGAGUUGAAAAAAGAAAAGGAAAAAACAGAAGCCGAUGAAGAGGACUCUGAUUUCACUUACACUUAUUUUCUUUUGCAAAAAAUUGGAGCAUUACCCCUUCCACCAUUUCUUCUAAGAUAUCUUAAUUACAGGAGAGAGAAUAUGUGAACUUAGUUGUAUUACAAUUAUAUAAAAUGUUAAAAUAUUUCUAUAGUUACUACAGAAAAUUUUUAUAUUUUAUUUUCUGGAAUUAUGUAUUCAAUAUACUUGGCUGUAUUUAAUUCAAUAUUUUAUUUAUAUAAGGCUGUGCCAACUCUUUUUUUUAUUAUUAUUAUUUAAUUUUUUUUAAAACACCCAAGUUUUCUUGUUUGAAAAACCUCACAUACAGGCAUUUAAAAUAUAUAUAUAUAUAUAUAUAUUGUAGUCACAAUGUUACAUGAGAUCUUUUAUAAUAAAGAAAUAAGGAGAUCUUUUAUGAUAGCCAAAUGGAAAGUGGAUAUGCAUGAUAGUGUCAAAAUUACAGUAGCAGUAGCGGCGUUAUCAUUCAGGGUUAAGAAAGAAAGCAGGAAGAAUAUACUACAAUUGCUUAUAAUUGAUUAGUAAGUUUGCAUGAGAGCAUUUAAAACGAAUGCAAAGUAGUGAUAAAGGGCAACUGCUUCCAAAAUGGAACAACGUGCUGUACUAUGAUUUUUGAUGGCAGGUUAUUUUAAUCAUACAGAGUGCUGCACAUAAGUGACUAGUACUCUUCGAUUACCUCACAUCAUCACUACGACCAAUAAAUUCCUUGGAAGUCAUUGUGUUUGCUUGACCUCAGAAAUGGUUUUUGCUGAUCUGAUAUUUAUGUUCCUCCAUCGUACAAGCACCAUUUGUCCUAGACAGUGCCCAACAUAAACAACCACCAUUUUAGCAAUGAACGAACUUUAAAAAUCAUACAUUGUUUAGUUUCUGAUUGCUUCCAUUUUAAAUACAACUUUGCAUUCAUUUUAACUGCUCUUCGACAAACUGGUUAAUUAGUUGUACACAAUCUGUAAUACAAGGCAAAAUGAAGGGUCACCACUUUUUUCAUUAAAAAUGUACCACAUUCUAUUUUUUUUAAUAAACCCUGCACUAUUAUGAAUAUUUUUUUUAAUAUUCUGAAAACUACUUUUCUUUCACACUUAUUUCUAAAAAAUAUCCGGUGAACCUUUUAAUGUUUACCACAUUUUGACAAUUGCUUUAAAAGGCAUUCCUUCCAUUAUUGGUAUUUUAUUUUAUUUUUGAGAAGAGAAUCAAGUUUUAAAAAACGACCUCUGGCCAGUAAUGGAAUUUCUUAAUUAUAUCCAAUAACGCCUUUAUAACCAUGAAUGCUUUUGCUACAGUAUUUCUGAUGCUGUCACACACGCACACAACUUUUCAUUUUGUUAUUAAUGUUUUUAAAAAAAAAACCUAAACAUUUAUUUUAUUUUAAUACCAGGUACUUUCAAUUUAACUGAAAAUUAAUCCAUUUAGUGGCAGAUUUUAAUAUUGAUCAUCAUAACCUUUUUAUGAUCGUGUGAUAUCAUUGUUAGAUUUUUUUGAAGAUACGUUUUUAUGCUAUUUCCUUCAGAGAUAAAUUUUAAGCAUACACAUCCUUUUCAUUGUGCUAUUUAAUUACUAUAAAAUAAGCAAUAUCGGCAAACUUUUUUUCUUCCUUGAAUUAUAUCCAAUAAUUGUAUAAAUCCCUUACAAAAUUUAAAGUACAUUGUAGAAAAAUUUAUACAUGUAUAUUUGUAUAUAUGAAAAUAAUGCAAAAAUUUAGAAAAGUUUUGAGUUAUGUAAACUUUGGUUUAAAACACUUUUAUUUUUUCUUUGAAGUAUAUUUAUAUAAUAGUUAAACAACAACAUUGAAUUAUAAUAUGCUAUCGAAAUAAAAUUUUAACAAGU